CGUGACAAACACGUGGAAGGAGCGUAAACAGAAGAUAGAGGUCUGCUUUCGACCAGUUUGAGUAUUGCGGACAUGUACAGAGGACUAAUCCUGCGCUGUCGCGGUCGGGCCACUUUAAACGGAUUAAAAAGAGGGGCGCGUUUGGCGCGUCGAUACGCGAGAAGCAUUAGCUCAGAGGACGAUAUAAAGAUCUUCAUCAAAGACAACACAGAAAUAGUGAGCUCCCGAAGUUUAACCCCGGAGAUUUCCUUAAGACUCUUCACCCCCACCUGUCGGUUCUGGACGGAGAGACCUGAAUUAUGGCCUUUCCCUGACCCGUACUGGGCGAUAUAUUGGCCCGGUGGACAGGCGCUGGCUAGGUAUCUUUUAGAUAACCCCGAGGUAUCUGGAGGCAGAAAGGUGCUGGAUCUCGGCUGUGGGUGUGGAGCAUCAGCCAUUGCUGCUAAACUCACUGGAGCCUCCCUGGUUCUUGCCAAUGACAUCGAUCCGAUUGCUGCCGUCGCCACAAAAAUGAACUGUGAACUGAACAAACUGGACCCUGUGCCUUGCGUGACGGACGACGUGGUCGGCUCAAAGCCUGAUGACUGGGACCUCAUUCUUCUCGGAGACAUGUUCUAUGAUGAGGAUUUGGCCGAUCGCCUGCACAAGUGGCUCCAGACCUGCAUCACCGCUCAUGGAACACAGGUGCUUAUCGGUGACCCGGGACGGGCUCAGUUUGAAAGCCACGGCAUCAGAAAAUUAUUACAUAAACGGGCUCACUUUGAGCUGCCCGACUCGGUCAUGGAGGAGAACUAUGGGCUUACAAAUAGCACGGUGUGGUGCUACAGUUACAAACCUGAUCUAUAACA
Molecule: messenger RNA, 848 nt
Organism: Puntigrus tetrazona (Sumatra barb)
Lineage: Eukaryota; Metazoa; Chordata; Actinopteri; Cypriniformes; Cyprinidae
Gene: etfbkmt
Product: electron transfer flavoprotein subunit beta lysine methyltransferase
Exons: 3
Coding region: 73-846 (257 amino acids)
Biological process (GO): peptidyl-lysine trimethylation
Cellular component (GO): mitochondrial matrix
Molecular function (GO): protein-lysine N-methyltransferase activity
Source: RefSeq, a predicted model, not a curated record